Messenger RNA from Leishmania mexicana MHOM/GT/2001/U1103, 996 nucleotides. RefSeq lists its product as hypothetical. The transcript has a single exon. NCBI's taxonomy places the organism in Eukaryota, Euglenozoa, Kinetoplastea, Trypanosomatida, Trypanosomatidae. The record is from RefSeq and is a predicted model, not a curated record. Bases 1 to 996 code for a protein of 331 amino acids.
AUGAAGCGUCCUCGCGGUGGCUACACCGACUCCAACGACGAGCGCGCAGGCAAGGUGCACGCCUUCAUUAAGAGUCUUCAGUUUUCUGUUCCGCUCUACCGCCUCCGUGAGCAGCAGGACCGCCGCGAGUGUCCCAAAUGUCACAAGCGUCGCCUCUUCUACUGCUAUGACUGCCUCAUUACCGUACACCCGGAGUCCCACCCACCACCGCUGGCACUGCCACUUAACGUGUACGUUGUGUUGCACCCCAACGAGCUUCGCGGCAAGAGCACUAGCUUGGCUGCGUCGACCAUUUCACCCGACUUGCACAUUGUAGAGUAUCCGGCGGUGCCGGAGCAGCUCGAGCCAGAGCUCACGCUGGUCUUGUAUCCCAGCGAUCAGAGCGUGGAGCUGCAUGAGGUGGAGCAUCUUGACCAGUACAAGAACGUCGUCUUCAUUGACAGCACGUGGCAGCAGAGCAAAGCGAUUGCACGGGAUGAACGGGUGAGCAAACUUAAGCACGUCCGCAUCAAGUCGCAGACGUCGCUCUUCUGGCGCUUCCAAAACAAUGAUCCGACCUACCUCGCCACCGUCGAGGCGAUCUACUUCUUUCUGCGCGAGUAUAUCACCCAAGUGAAUAAGCUGAAGGCACAAUCGGAGCACAGUGGCAGCAGCCCAUCACCACCCCCGCCCGCGCACCAGGUCGAGUCGAAGGACAGCAAAGCCUCCACGUCGGCCAUCAGCGAAAUCAGUCCGAAGACCGCUGAUGGGGCGGCGAGCAGCGCCGACGCCACCUCCUCCUACCACGGGGAAGUGGAUGACCUCCUCUUCUACUACAUCAACCAGUACAUCGGAGUCCAGCAGCGCUACACCAGCGGCAAUCCGAACAAGUACACCGACCGCCACUUCAGCGGGUACAUUAUCCAAAACACCUCAUGGGACGAGCUCGUUGCGCCGCCGCCGGCUGACAGCAACACCAGCGAAAAGGUGACCGAACCGCCACGCGAGAUUGAGUAA